Molecule: messenger RNA, 3782 nt
Organism: Scomber scombrus (Atlantic mackerel)
Lineage: Eukaryota; Metazoa; Chordata; Actinopteri; Scombriformes; Scombridae
Gene: znf710a
Product: zinc finger protein 710a
Exons: 5
Coding region: 1-2169 (722 amino acids)
Biological process (GO): regulation of transcription by RNA polymerase II
Cellular component (GO): chromosome
Molecular function (GO): chromatin insulator sequence binding
Source: RefSeq, a predicted model, not a curated record
AUGACAGGCUACCUUACAGGAGGCAGCCCCAUGUCGAGGAGCACUACCUCCUCAAUGGCUUCGGUCUCAGUGGGACUUCACUCAGAUAAGCACGAGUGCAGUCCACAAGAGGAGGAGAGUAGCCGCUUGGUGCGGACCUUCCCCAAGAUGACUGAGGGCCACGUGGAUGUGGGCACACAGACGGAGACUGUGGUGGUGCUAUCUCUGGCUCAGGCAGCCGUUCUUGGCCUCAUCUCCCAGAAUGAAAUCUUUGGGGCCACCAUCGCUCCUAAUGGCUUCUACACAGGAGAACCCAGAGAGCGCCCCCCUCCUCAGCCUGAGGCAAUGGAGUAUGAGUACGCUGAACAGCUGAUAGGGGCUAACGGGGACUACCUGGCUGAGCCUGCUGGGGAGCCGGAGCCCCAGCCACACUGCAGUGAGAGAAGAAGGCCAGGGCCCCGUGGGAGGACCAAGAGGCCUAAGAGUGAUGGAGAUUUAGUGGGUCACCCACACAAAGUACCAAGUCCACAGGCUCAGGUUAAAGGUGAACGGCUUGAGUCUGAUACACCAUCUUCCUGCAUUCACAUGAACAGCAAGCGUAGUCCUGGCAAGCAAGAGGAUGCCAUCACGCCACAAGGUUCUCUGAAAGAGGAGCAGGCCUGCGGAAAUUGUCCCUCAUGUGUGAGAGACACAUCCAGGCCACAGUCAGAUGGACAACCAGAGCAGGAACAAGAAGAAAGCAGUGGUAGAGAAAGAGAGAGGAAGGAAGAGGAGUUGGUGGUGGAGGAAGAAGAAGAGGAGGAGGCACUAAACCUCAAAACUAGUGGAGAGACUGGGAGUCCUUUGGAGAACCGGUAUUAUGAGUCCAAUGAGGUGGCCUACGAGUCUGCUGAUAUGGCACUGCCAGGAGAGUACGAGGAGAACGGGCAGGCCAUGCUGUGGUCAGACCCGGAGGGCCUCGCCAGGAGAAUGCAGAUUGACAGGUUGGACAUCAAUGUACAGAUCGACGAGUCUUACUGCGUAGAUGUAGGAGAGGGUCUGAAACGCUGGAAGUGCCGCAUGUGUGAGAAGUCAUACACAUCCAAAUAUAACCUUGUCACACAUAUCCUGGGCCAUAAUGGAAUUAAACCCCAUGAAUGUCUACACUGUGGAAAGCUCUUCAAGCAGCCAAGCCACCUUCAGACUCACCUGCUCACCCACCAGGGAACCCGACCUCACAAGUGCACUGUUUGUGAGAAGGCCUUCACGCAGACCAGCCACCUGAAGAGGCACAUGCUACAGCAUUCAGACGUCAAGCCCUACAGCUGUCGCUUCUGUGGCCGUGGCUUUGCCUACCCCAGCGAACUGAAGACCCACGAGAACAAACAUGAAAACGGUCAGUGCCACGUCUGCACCCAGUGCGGUAUGGAGUUCCCAACCUACGCACACCUGAAACGUCACCUGACCAGCCAUCAGGGCCCCACCACAUACCAAUGCACAGAGUGCCACAAGUCCUUUGCCUACCGCAGCCAGCUGCAAAACCACCUAAUGAAGCACCAGAACGUGCGGCCCUACGUUUGCCCAGAGUGCGGCAUGGAAUUCGUCCAGAUCCACCACCUUCGACAACACGCUCUCACUCACAAGGUACUGGCAGCGCACGCCCUCGCACGUAAGGGUAUGAAAGAAUUCAAGUGUGACGUCUGUGCCCGAGAGUUCACCCUGUCUGCCAACCUGAAGAGACACAUGUUGAUUCACGCCAGUGUGAGGCCCUUCCAGUGCCACGUCUGCUUCAAGACCUUUGUCCAAAAGCAGACCCUUAAAACGCACAUGAUUGUCCAUCUGCCGGUCAAGCCGUUCAAAUGCAAGGUAUGCGGGAAGUCUUUCAAUAGAAUGUACAACCUCCUCGGCCACAUGCAUCUCCAUGCCGGCAGCAAGCCCUUCAAGUGCCCUUACUGCACCAGCAAGUUCAACCUGAAGGGCAACCUCAGCCGACACAUGAAGGUCAAACACGGCAUCAUGGACACCUCAAUAGAUGGACAUGAGCCCCCCCAGGACCCAGAAGGCCAGGAGGAUUAUGAAGAGGAGAGCUUUGAAUUCAGUGAGCGAGAAAACCGGGCUAACAACAACAACACACCAGACAUUGCUAAACUAUCUCAAAUGGAGUAUUACAGCACCUAUGGGAAGGGCGCGGGGCGCUUCAGCACUGCAUGAAUUAUUAAAAUGACCCCAAAUUGAAUAUAAGUGUUAACUAAUGAAAACAGGAUUGUUUUUUUUGUUUGCUGUUAAAGGCAUUGCGCUCGGGUUGUUCUUCAAGGAUGUGAAGAUACCCAGCAAAACUGCACAUUCAUAUGCACUGGAAUCACUCGUAAUGCUACACAAUUUGAAAAUGAAUAGUUUUUACCUAAUUACAUAUUUUUCAUCUUUAAAACACUGCAAAUCUACUGAAAAAAUAUAUAUAUUUGAGAAAAGUGGAGUCUAAAAUCGCGAAAACUAAGUUAAAAAAAAUCUAUAUAAAUGCGUAUGUUGUCAGUUGCUUAACAACAGAAAAAUCAUCUGAGCCUAAUUUGAAAAGCACAUUUUUAGCUGUGAGCAUAAAAGCAUAUGGUGAUGUCAUACUGCACUUCCUCACUCAGACAAUCCCAGUCUCUCUCAGUCUGCUGUGGUAAACUAAUGUGAAGGGUUAGAGAAGGGAACAAGUGUUACUGCUCAUUUCACUUGCCAAAGCUUAUCAAGUUGCAGAGGUUAAUGAUUCACUUUGAUUUAUACUGUGACAAAUUAAAUCUGAGGUCUGCAAUAUGACUUCAGCUCCAUUGGAUUUGGAAUCCGUGUUUUAUUGUAUAUUAUUGUACAUAAUGUAUCAGUCCUCUUGUAUGUUGGCUGGUACUAUAAUCAGUGCUUUGCACUGAGGGCCACUGUGUCUACUUUUUAGGUUUCUGCAUUAACAAGCAUCCCCCUGUAUUGAUCUCUAGUCUAUGAAUGUAAUUGUUUCUGUGGAAUGUUUUAAGACACUAAUGACAAGAAAAUCAAAAUCCCCUUUUUAAAACCAUAGACCCCUUUACCAAAGAAUUGAAUCAAAUGUUGCAGCUACAGGCACUGUCAGUCUCUUUUCCUCGCUGUUGUGUCGAGCUGGGACAUUGGUUUUCUUAAAAGGUCCAAUCGCAGACCUCAUGAAAUUACAUUCAGGUUUCCCUCCCACCCAUCGGUAGAUCUCUUCAAAAGAUAACCACAGAGAACAGACUGUGGUACAGCUUCUCUUUCAACAAAUCUCACUCUGCCCCCCCCACCCCAAAUCCAGGCCUUCACGAGACAAGACUGCAGCAUUUUUCAAAAGCAAUGCAAACCUGCAUUUGUAUUGCAGUUGUCUUUUUUUUCUUUUUCUUUUUUUAAUGGAUGAAUCUCAACAAGAAUUGUCCCAAAAAACUCGGACAGAAAUAUUAAGUGCCCCAGUGUGUCUGCGAGAGCAUGCCAUCCAUCAUGCUGUACACUGGUCUCAAGUGAUGAACGACAACCUCCCAACAUGUGACAGGGCCAUGGACCUCAUGGAAAAUGAUUUGGGAAAUGCUCAAUAUAUUCAGUUUCCCAGUGCUUAGCUUUUCAAACUUGUAACCUGCAAACAAGGUAUCCAUGUGCGAUGUUGAUAUAGCGCAUUUAAAAUAAAGAAAAAAAUGCUCAUUUUUUUGAGUUCCUCAGCAUCUGUGUUUAAUCCAUCGCUGUUUUAGUGAUGAAACAAAGGGGAAGAUGUUCAGCUUAAAUGGCUUUCUGUAUUAGACAUUAGUGUGGAGAAAAUGUGGAUAGCAAUGUAUGUACAAUCUUGUGUACCAGAC